AAUUUCUAAGAAAAUCUAUUUUUUGAGUGUUAUUAGAUAUCACUGGUAUAUCUUUGUGAUUAAUUCAUCUGACGCGACUGCAUUACCUAAUACGUACUAGCAGCGAUAGUAGAAAUGUAAUUUGUUGUUUGUCGUUCAUUGCCAUUAGUCUGACGAAAUUGGUACCGAAACAACGCAUGUACAUAUAUGUACGCUUCUUUGGUUUCUUUAGCUAUCGUUCCAAAUACCACAGCUUAGGGACAUACAUGUGUCUGAUUCCACAGUUAUUGUUUGUGGUAAAAGAAACAAUUAAAAAUUUAUUACUAAAUGACUAGGCAGGAAACAGCUCAGAUGUCACUCGAUGAUGACUUUGACAGACCGUUUGAAGAUGUUGAGCCUUUACAAUGGGGAGCAUUACGGGAACUAUGUCAUGCCAAUUCAGAAUAUUUUGUGUCGCAUCAAGAUGAGAACAGUAUUAGAAUUAGAGCUGCGCUUAUGGCUAUAUUAGAUCAUUUGGUACAGUUACAACCAUUAUACAAAGAAAUUAGUAGAAUCGCACCAAUGUUUGAUCUUGAUGCGGAAACACCUGGUAAUGGAUAUAGAAGUUUUCUAGUGCUAAUAGACAAAUGUAUUAUUCACUCUCGUUCUGUCUGUCAUCAAAUAUAUUGCCAGAAGGACUCUUUAUUUUUUCGUAAAAGUUACUAUAUGAGAGAAAUCGAGGCUUGCUCACAGCUAUUGGCAUCUUUGUGCACUUGCUUAGAACAUUUACAAACUCUUUAUUCUUGGAGUGAACAUUUAAAUGAUGGAAAACCAUCUCUCUUUAUAGGAGAUAGUCAUAAUCCACAUGAAAUUUUAAGUAAAGUAGAUAGUAUUAAUCAGUAUUGUUUUUAUGGCAGGUGCUUAGGAUUCCAGUUUUAUGACAAUUUAAAGCCUAUAUUAAAAACUAUAAUGGUUUGUAUGGCAACAUUCAGCGAAGCUUUUUAUUCUAAUGGUACAUUAUUAGCAAGAUGUGCUAAUUCUGUCAAGUACAUGUUAGAUCCUGAAAUAAGGGCACGCCGUAUUGUUGAUGUGUCUCAACGUGCUGAUAUCUCAUUUUGUCAAGCUUUUUGGUUUCUCAAUGAGGCUGAUCUUACACGCAGGUUGCCUGCUAUAACAGCUCCUUCUUUGGCAAUAAAUCAAAUAAUUUCUAUACCACCCGAAGAAUUGACACUUCCUACAUUAAGUGGAUCAACCGUCUCAAUUCCAAUACCAAACAGUCAUAUUGGAAAAAAGCCAAUACACGUUAGACUGUUUAGUUCUAAACGUCGUUUAGGAAUGGUUGGUUCAGGUGGAGUAGGGGGAGAACUGCAUGGACUAUCCAACGAAUUAAUAAUUCAUUGUCAUGGUGGAGGUUUUGUAGCACAGACUUCGCUGUCUCAUGAAACAUAUUUACGUAAUUGGGCAAUAAAUCUCGGUAUACCUAUUUUAAGUAUAGAUUACAGUUUAGCACCUGAAGCUCCAUUCCCUCGUGCACUCGAAGAAGUGCUAUAUGCAUAUGCAUGGGCAUUAAAUCAUGCAAGUACAUUGCUUGGGAGUACAGCUCAAAAAAUACUUUUUGCUGGUGAUUCUGCUGGGGCCAAUUUAAAUUUGGGAGUUACCUUAAAAUGUUUACAGUUAAAUAUCAGAAAACCUGAUGGAAUAUUUAUGGCAUACACACCAGUACUUGUUGACUUUGUACUAUCACCUUCACGAUUACUUUGCCUUACAGACCCAUUAUUACCUAUGGGAUUUCUUCUACGUUGCUUAAAAGCUUAUGCAGCUGACUGUUUUAAGUCAGAAUCAGAAUCUUUUGCUGAAGUGAGUGAAAGCGAUCUAAUAGCGCUAGCUCUUAGUCCCAAUGGAGAUGAAACAAAUGAUGAAGAUUGGGUUGGACCAUUACCUUCAGAAGCUGUAUCUCGAAAGAAACAGAAAGUUCUCGAAUACGAACAAGUAUACAUAGACAAUUUACCAUGUUGUGAAUGUUACGAAAAAUCUUAUAUGCACAGAGAUGUAAUCACCCACAUUGUGGUAACAAAAUCAAAUUUUGUAAUAACAGGUAGUUUCGAUGGACAUGUUAAAUUUUGGAAAAAACAAGAGGAGUUAGUAGAAUUUGUAAAGCAUUUUCGCGCACAUAUGAUGGCUAUACAGUCUAUGGCUGCUAGCUGUAAUGGUAUUCACGCAUGUACUGUAAGCUUAGAUAAAACAAUAAAGAUAUUUGAUGUUAUAAAUUUUGACAUGAUUAAUAUGAUAAAGCUGCAUUUUAUUCCACUUUGCUGUGAAUGGAUAUAUUCUCCUGGUGAUGCAAUAUCUGCUGUAGCAGUUUCAGCUCAGGAAUCAAAUAAAAUUUAUAUUUUUGAUGGACAAGGGACCAAUACGCCAUUACAUAUUUUUAAGAAAUUACAUAUCGAACCUGUGGUUGUAAUGAAAUACAAUUCUGCAUUUGAAACAUGCAUCUCUGCAGACAAAGCCGGUAUUGUGGAAUACUGGACAGGACCUAAAAUGGAGUACAGGUAUCCCAAGUGCGUUACGUUUAAAACCAAGUUGGAUACAGAUUUGUUUGAGUUUGCAAAAAAUAAAACUUAUCCAUGUGGGUUAGCAGUAUCACCAGAUGGUAAAAAAUUUGCUUCUCUCAGUGGAGAUAGAAAAGUUAGGGUUUUUAACUUUCGUACUGGGAAAUUGUAUAGAAUAUUUGAUGAAACGUUACAAAGGUUUUCUGAAUUGCAACAAAUGACACAGCAGUUACCAAAUAUGGAAUUUGGACGAAGAAUGGCGGUAGAAAGAGAACUGGAUAAAACAGAAACGAACUUAGGAAAUAUUGUUUUUGAUGAGUCAGGUUAUAUAAUUUUAUAUAGCACAAUGUUAGGUGUAAAAGUUGUAAAUUUGUACACAAAUCGAUGUAUUAGGAUUAUGGGGAAACCUGAAAAUAUUCGUCCUAUGCAAUUAGCUUUAUUCCAGGGGAAAGCCAGGAAGACUACAGCAGCUGUGACUGUAGAAAUGGAGGCUGCAGAAAAUCCAACAAUGGAAAUGAAUCGUCCUGAUCCAACACUCUUUUGUACAGCUUAUAAAAAAAAUAGGUUUUAUAUGUUUACAAGGAGAGAACCAGAGGAUACCAAAAGUCAAGAAUGUGAUAGGGAUGUCUUCAAUGAAAGACCAUCGAAAGAAGAUAUUAUUUCCUCUACAGAAGCUACCAAUGUACAAAAGAUCUAUGAUACAGCGAUUAUCCAUACAGCUCUUGGAGAUAUUCACUUGAAUCUUUUUGGAAAAGAUGUUCCGAGAACAGUGGAAAAUUUCUGUGUUCAUUCGAAAAAUGGUUAUUACAAUGGACAUAUAUUCCAUAGAGUAAUUAAGGGAUUUAUGAUUCAAACUGGUGAUCCUACUGGAACUGGUACUGGUGGAGAAAGUAUAUGGGGAGGAGAGUUUGAAGACGAAUUUAGGCCACAUUUAAAACAUGACAGACCGUAUACUUUAAGUAUGGCUAAUGCUGGACCGAACACAAACGGCAGCCAAUUUUUCAUUACUUUGACGCCAACUCCUUGGUUGGAUAAUAAACACAGCGUAUUCGGUAGAGUGGUAAAAGGAAUGGAAGUUGUACAAAAUAUUAGUCAAGUAAAAACAAAUCCGAAAACUGAUAAACCUUAUGAUGAUAUUCGAAUAGUUAGCGUUACUGUGAAAUAAUGUCUCUAAUUUCAAUAUAUAAAAUAAUUAUAUUGAAUUUA
This is a messenger RNA of Bombus pascuorum, 3713 nucleotides long. RefSeq names its product peptidylprolyl isomerase domain and WD repeat-containing protein 1. The coding region runs from base 307 to 3672 and encodes 1121 amino acids. The record is from RefSeq and is a predicted model, not a curated record. Gene Ontology annotation, biological process: triglyceride catabolic process; cholesterol metabolic process; protein peptidyl-prolyl isomerization. NCBI's taxonomy places the organism in Eukaryota, Metazoa, Arthropoda, Insecta, Hymenoptera, Apidae. Gene Ontology annotation, molecular function: sterol ester esterase activity; protein binding; peptidyl-prolyl cis-trans isomerase activity. Gene Ontology annotation, cellular component: cytosol. The transcript is spliced from 15 exons.